CCUGGAUAGCCAACCCACUCUCUCGAGCUAGUUGCUGCAGACUCCUCUCUGUCUAUCGUAGUUGAGUAAACUACAUAGACAUUAGCGGGCGCACAGAAUGCAGCACAGCCGAACACGAGUGGAUUAAAACGGCAUGCUUCUUUAGAGGGUCAGUCAGUCGACUGUGUAACUAGAGGAAGAAACACCAAAUACGUUCAGACAUUAGUUUACCCUAAUUUACUGAAACGUUACGCCAGGUAGAGGUAACUCAGUAGUGCAUUGUGUAAUAAAGAGCGAUCGGCUGGAAUGGCUUCAUCUCCUUGCAGCAGUGGUAACUUUGAUUCCGGACUGGAAAUCAAAACUCGGUCGGUGGAACAAACACUUAUCCCAUUGGUCUCGCAGGUCACCACCCUGAUCAAUCACAAAGACAAGCCAAAGAAGUCGGAGCGGACGCAGCAGGCCAUCCAGAGGGUGGGCCAGGCGGUCAGUGUUGCUGUGGGUCGCUUCGUUGCGGUGGGCGAGGCCAUCGCCGUGGAGAAUGAGGAGCUGAAGGAGGAGAUGGGAAUGGCCUGCUUCGAGGCCCGCAGAGCAGGGGAUGCCAUAGCCCAGCUGACAGAAGUUGGGACUGCAGUGGCGCCACCUGUGGACGGACGCACAACUGUGUUCAGUGACCGGACAGGAAUGGUGAAGGCCGCCCGCAUGCUCCUCUCCUCCGUCACCAAAGUCCUGGUCCUCGCAGACCGCAUCGUCAUCAAACAGAUCAUCACCUCACGCAACAAAGUGCUAGUAACCUUGGAGCAGCUGGAGAGAGUGAGCACCUUCCAGGAGUUUGUCCAGAUCUUCAGCCAGUUUGGGAACCAGAUGGUGGAGUUCGCCCACCUGACCGGGGACAGACAGAAUGACCUGAAGGAUGAGACUAAGAAGGCCAGGAUGGCAGCAGCCAGAGCAGUGCUGGAGAAAUGCACCAUGAUGCUGCUCACUGCAUCCAAGACGUGUCUCAGACACCCUGACUGCGAGUCGGCGCGUAUCAACAAAGACGCCGUGUUUCACCGCAUGCGUUUCGCCCUGCAGCAGGUCAUCGAGAUCGUGACGGACACCCGGCCCUGCGGGGAGACCAAGGUCCUUCCCCUCAGCAUUUACACCGGCAUCAAGGACUUCAAGUCCAACGUGGAAGGUCUGCGUGAGGGUCUGUACUCGCUGCCCCACCAGGCUCUGUCUGGCCAGCUGGAUGCGGUGGUGGAGAGGACUGAGGACUUCACUGACUCGGCCUACACCAGCCAUGAGCACCGAGAGGGCAUCCUGCAGCUCUCCCAGCUAGCCCGCCAGGACACUGACCAGCUCAUCGCAGCCUGGAUGGAGGCGAAGCACUCUCUUAAUGCUAGAGAGGCCACGGAGGAGAUGGAGCUGUCUAUACUGAAGACCUGCCAAAGUGUCUACGAACUCCGUAGAGAGCUCCAUAAGGUGGCGGUGGGGAGGGCGGCGGACCUGCUGAAGCUGCAUGCGGAACACCUGCCUCUGCGGGCCCUGAAGGCCUCGGGGGGCGAGGGCAACCUGGAGGCCGUGGCAGAGUACGCCCGGACGCUUGGCGAACAGAAAGAACAGCUGGUGGAGACGUGUCGUCUGCUGUGUCACGUCUCAGGGACAGAGCCUCUGGAGAUCACCUGUAUACACGCUGAGGAGACCUUCCACGUCAUCGGCCCACAGAUCAUCUCUGCAGCCCAGACGCUGGCUCUUCACCCAUCCAGUAAGAUUGCCAAGGAGAACCUGGAUGUGUUCUGUGAGGCCUGGGAGUCCCAGCUCUGCGACAUGGCCGUGCUGCUAAGGGAGAUCAACGACGUGUUCGAGGGCCGCCGAGGUGAUAAGAGAGCCUACUUGUCGCUUCCCAGACCAGGGAAACAUUCAGCCAACCUGAAGACGGUGAAGGCUGUCAAGCUAGAUGCGGAGGAGCAGAGCACCAUAGCCAAGCUGGGUCUAGAGCUGCGUCUGUUGACCUCAGAUGUGGACACGGAGGUGGAGAAGUGGGAGGACCAGGAGCAUGACAUCAUCCGCCAGGGCCAGAGCAUGUCCAGCAUGGCCUACUCCAUAUACCUCUUCACCAGGGGGGAGGGCCUACUGAAGACAACCACAGAUCUGUUCCACCAGGCUGAGGUGCUUUCUGAGGAGGGACUCCAGCUGUGUUCUUCACUACACACUUUCUCCACCAAGCUGAUGGAUGAAGAAAAGGUGGUAGUGCUGUCGGAGAUGGAGAAGCUUAUGGGUUUGUGUCAGCAGCUACAGAUGGGGGUGAGGACACCGGUACAGGGCAAGACUGCCACCUUCCAGAAGGUGGAUUCCUCCAUUCAGAACACUAGAGCCAUCAUUACUGUGAUGAUCUACCUCCUGCCCGUCUGUAAUAAGCUUGUCAGGAAGUAUAAGUCAGAGAGGAGCAGUCUGGGUUCUCCACAGAGCUGGAGGGACAGGCAGUCAUCCACGGCCAUCAAAGACGACGUGCUCAACGGCAAGAACAGCAACGGCUUCGGGGUCAAAUCCCUGGAGCAGCAUAUGGCCAACUUCACCUUCCUGGAGAGCAAGUAGUCCAGUCCAGCGACCUUUGAUCCCUAACCUGUAUCACCUAUCAGAAUUGGAGUGUAUCAUUGUCGACCACCAGGGGGCGACAUACAUAAAGCCUCACCCACCCUGCUCACACGUGCCUCUGUCAGUGUAAUCAGCCCAUUCUCUUUGUGGUGUAACUGUAACCUGUAGCACAUCUCAGCCAAAUACAAAUACAGCACAUGUAUUAAAAAAAAGAUGCUGUAAUGAAAUCCAUCGCCAGUGCAUGAUGCCAUGACCUGACAGGUCUUUUAAUCUCCUGUUAUCAAUCCCUGUGAUUUGGGCUGUUAAACCAGCUUUCUGAUUGCCUGGUCCCAGAUCAGUUUUGGCUGUCUCGUCAACUCCUAUGGCUAUUGUCGUGAGGAGUUGGCAAGACAGCCCAAACAGAUCUGGUAGCAGAUCAGCUUUCUGAUGUUUCUCUCACUGUUGUACAUCAACCAAAUCCCAUCAUGGUUUAGUAAUUGAGUGAAAUUAAUGCUCUCUCACUUUGAUGCCAAAUAAGAGAGUAAAUGGAUGGUUUAAUCAUUAUGACACUUGGCUUGCUAAUAGACUGAAACAUAAGGCUCUUAUUAUUGCUCCAUUUAAGCAGAGGCGGAGACAAUUUUAUCCAGUUGACUUUCUACUGUCUGUAGAGUAUUGAAUCCUAUUCAGUGUUUGUGGUAUACUGUUUUAUCCAUUUUUCAGAAGACAUCUAAAAGAUUGCUGGCCUAGCGCAUGAGUCAAAUCAAAUGAACUGUGGUUUUAUAGCUGUUCCUUAUAAGUAUACUUGUAAUUAAGGGUGUGUCCCAAAUGGCAUCCUAUUCACUAUACAGGGGUUCCCACAUUUUUUUGGCCCGCGACCCCAUUUUGGUAUGAUUUGUUUUCUUCACAACCCCAUCAUGGGGGAAAAAAAGUUAUGUAAUCAAUGGACAAUGUUUACUUUUUUAAUUGGGGCUAUGACAGUAUUACAAAUCAGUCUGACAGUAUUUCAAUCUAAAGUAUGGUUUGAAGUGACAAAUGCAUCAAAGAUAUUGGGAAAUUCGGAAGAUUAUCAGGCAAUCAUUUUGUAUGACCUUCUGUGUAGAAAAGAACAUCAUCGAUGUAAUUUUCCCCCCAGUCUGAUUUAGUGCCUGGUCUGGGUGUUCUGUGCGGCUUGUGGGCAUUGUAGGUGUUCCUGAGAGUCUCAUCUUUCAGUGACGGGGUCAAAAUAUUUUGUAGCUUAAACUGUUCUAUAGAUAGAGCCACAUUUGUAGGAAGAUAACAGAUGCUCUGUUUAUUACAACUGCAUCUAGCGGCUACCGCAGGUUACUGACGUAACCCCUGUUCUAUGAACCAAGCAUGAUUAUUUUUUAUAUUUUUUAAUUCAGUUUCUCUCGUGACCCCAUUUUCAAAAUGGUCACGACCCCUAGUUUGGGAAACACUGGAAACGGGUGUCAUUUGGGACGCAGGCUAAGACUGCCUUGUGGGCUAUUGUGUAUUAUUAUGGUACUUGAAACAUAUACAGGUAACUGCCAAAAUAAAGGAAACACUUGAGUAAAUAACAGAUACAAAGUAUAUUGAAAGCAGGUGCUUCCACACAGGUGUGGUUUCUAAGUUAAUUAAGGAAUGAAUAUCUCAUCAUGUAUAAAAAUGCCCAGUUGCCCAUUAUUUUGCCUACCAUAGCUAGAAGAGAGCUCGGUGACUUUGAAAGAGGAGUCUCAAAGGAGCAUAAGGGGUUUAAAGGGUGUGUGUGUCUCAGUCACCAGA
Coregonus clupeaformis (lake whitefish) is the source of this 4293-nucleotide messenger RNA. Its product is annotated as alpha-catulin. Gene Ontology annotation, molecular function: cadherin binding; actin filament binding. The transcript has 19 exons. The record is from RefSeq and is a predicted model, not a curated record. The coding region runs from base 286 to 2553 and encodes 755 amino acids. NCBI's taxonomy places the organism in Eukaryota, Metazoa, Chordata, Actinopteri, Salmoniformes, Salmonidae. Gene Ontology annotation, biological process: Rho protein signal transduction; cell adhesion.